Messenger RNA from Schistocerca serialis cubense, 882 nucleotides. Its product is annotated as dynein axonemal heavy chain 12-like. Gene Ontology annotation, cellular component: dynein complex. Gene Ontology annotation, molecular function: dynein intermediate chain binding; dynein light intermediate chain binding; minus-end-directed microtubule motor activity. The record is from RefSeq and is a predicted model, not a curated record. The transcript has 8 exons. NCBI's taxonomy places the organism in Eukaryota, Metazoa, Arthropoda, Insecta, Orthoptera, Acrididae. Gene Ontology annotation, biological process: microtubule-based movement. Bases 1 to 882 code for a protein of 293 amino acids.
AUGGAAAAGUUGUGGAACAGGCAUAUUGGAACUGGCAUAAGCAGAGAUUAUUCUGUACAGAAUUAUGCUCAGGCUUUAAUUCAGUUCACACACUUCGGACCUGGAUGCGACAGGAUUUGUCGAGUUUGUCAGUGGAAUGUUUAUAAAGUAGUCUUUUUCUUAGUAUCUUCUUCAUAUGUGUCCACAGCUGCUAUAGGAAGUUAUUGUCCUGUAAUAUGUGAAGUUUUUGAAAAGUUGGCACAACAAGCUGCUGUGACACCAAAGACUUCUGAAGACCUGAUUGAAAUGAGUAAAUAUAUGUUGUAUGCUAGCACAACCAUGCUGAAUGAACUGAAAUAUCGUAUCAAUGAGCAGUUAGCAAAACUGUCUCAUUUACUAGACAUGUCAUUUAUAUCAGCGGAGCACAAAGACCAGAAUGCAGUUACAGUCUCAUGGGUGGCACGUAUUGAUCCAAUAUUUCGAGGAAAUGCUGUGAUGAUAGAGGAAUGUAAGUUCAAGUUCGAAGAACUGAUUUUGAAGACAACAGAAAGUGUUCAUAAGAGACUGGAUGAUUUGGAACCAAAACUGGCUCUCUUGGACCAUAUGGUUGAAGCUGAUCACGUUGAAGAGUAUGUUUCGAUAAUGAGAGUAUUCCUGGGGAAACUGGCUGAACUUAAGCAUGACAUAAAAUGGAUCAAUAAAGAAGAAAAGCUCUUUCAGUUUGCCCUCUCAAAGUACAGCAACAAUGAAGAAUUUAAUAUAAUUAUUAAUCCGUUUGCUCAUUUGCUAUUUACUAUAUACCUGUGGCAACUAAAGCACAAAGUAUGGAUGGAUGGUCAAUUUAAAAGGCUGCAUUAUGAAGAAGUUGUCUCCAGUAUUUCAGAUUUUUGUUGCAAAUACUGA